Manacus vitellinus (golden-collared manakin) is the source of this 1924-nucleotide messenger RNA. RefSeq names its product family with sequence similarity 53 member B (gene FAM53B). Gene Ontology annotation, cellular component: nucleus. The record is from RefSeq and is a predicted model, not a curated record. Gene Ontology annotation, biological process: protein import into nucleus; positive regulation of canonical Wnt signaling pathway. Lineage: Eukaryota; Metazoa; Chordata; Aves; Passeriformes; Pipridae.
AUCCCCCGAGGAGCCGGCGGGGCCCAGCCUUUCCCGGGGGAACAUGGACUGAAAGAGAAGCUUUGGCAGACCCCAGCUGCCAGCACCCUUCACCUGGACCCUGAUGGACUCUGAGGCAGGACUGCAUUACCAUGGUGAUGAUCUUAACCAAAACUCGGGAAAACAAAGGUGCUGACUCCGUAACAUGCAGGACUGAGCUGCACACUCCAAAGAUGAGUCAAGGACCUACCCUCUUCUCUUGUGGCGUGAUGGAAAAUGACAGAUGGAGAGAUCUCAGCAGGAAGUGUCCACUUCAGCUCGAGCAGCCGGGCGCCAGCAUCUGGGACUGCUUGUCGGACAAGGGCGAGGAGGGCCCUCGCUGGCCCAGGGAGGGGACCAGCACCUGCUCUGUCACCAACCUGAUCAAGGACCUGAGCCUCAGUGACCCCCACGGCAACGCCUCGGCCCCCCCCAGCAAGCGCCAGUGCCGCUCGCUCUCCUUUUCCGACGAGAUGUCGGGCUGCGGGACCUCGUGGAGACCCCUGGGCUCGAAGGUGUGGACGCCGGUGGAGAAGCGCCGGUGCUACAGCGGGGGCAGCGUGCAGCGCUACUCCAACGGCUUCGCCACCAUGCAGAGGAGCUCCAGCUUCAGCCUGCCCUCGCGCUCCAACCCACUCUGCGCCGAGCAUCCCGCCCUCGGCGGACGGAUGGGGUGCCAGCCCAGGAAAACGGCUGCUGGCGGGCACGGGGGAGAGCGGGUGGACAUCCAGAGGUCCCUGUCCUGCUCGCAUGACCGCUUCUCCUGCUCGGAGUACGGCCCGCCCUCGGCCAGCAGCACGCCCGCCUCCACGCCGGAGCUGGGCCGCCGUGCCGGGGGGCUCUCCCGGAGCCGCUCCCAGCCCUGCGUCCUCAACGACAAAAAGGUGGGAGUCAAGCGGCGGAGACCAGAGGAGGUGCAGGAGCAACGGCCCUCGCUGGACCUCGCCAAGAUGACCCAGAACCGCCAGACUUUCAACAGCCUUACCUGCCUUAGCGCCCGGCGGCCGAGGAGGGCCCAGCGGCCCCCCGGCCCCGCCUGGAGCGCAGGCCCCCGCUCCCCCGAGGUGAUGCCGGGCAGGACCCCCGCCUGCACCCCGGUGCCGGAGCCGCCGCGCCCGCAGCCCGAGGACCCCCGGGCCAGCAGGGAUGACCUCUCCUGCGAGGAGGAGGAGGAGGGCGGCGGGAAGGAGGAGGACAGGGUGACCUGGCGGAGCAGCGGGACAGGCGCCGAGAGCCUCUUCCAGCUGGACGGCGAGAUCGACAUCGAGCAGAUCGAGAACAACUGAGGAGGGAGCGGGUCCUCUCGCCCCGGUGUCGGGGGGCUGCCAGCAGAGCCCUGGAGGGCUCCUCGCUGUGGUUUGCGGGGUCCUGUCACUGCUCCCCCUCCUGCCAGCUGGAGGGGACAAAGCAGCUUUGCCAAAAUUUCAUCAGGUAUUUAGAGCAAUUUGUGUGCAUGCGUGUGUAAAUCUUGAAAUUCUUUGUAACUACUGUAGCCAGAGAUCAGCCAAGUCGGAGGAAAGUGCCUGUCCGAUAGGAAAACCAGGCACGGGGAUUGCCAAAAUCUCGCCAUUAGCGAGUAAAUGGCUUUUCCCAGGACAGGGUUGGAGCUGAUGGAGCUGGCCAUGCUCCCCUGGGUCCCACCUGUGCUAGUUGAUUAAAGGGAUGCACAAGGAGAAACCACCACCCCUGAGGCUGGAAAAAGUGGGGGAAAACCAGAAUAUUGAGAUUUGCAAUCCGAGCACUGGCUGGUGGCUACUGCCGGUGUGGCUGUGGCUCCUUUUCUCCCGCCACAUCCCGUGCAGCCCCAGCACCCCCUCUCUCCCCGUGUCCCUGGCAGUGCCGUGAGAAGGAAAUCACAAGUGAAGUCUUUUGCUUAAAUUUAAUAAUGGCAAGAGCUGGAUUUUUA